This is a messenger RNA of Elephantulus edwardii (Cape elephant shrew), 903 nucleotides long. It is a transcript of the gene SULT1C4, whose product is annotated as sulfotransferase family, cytosolic, 1C, member 4. Bases 1 to 903 code for a protein of 300 amino acids. Gene Ontology annotation, biological process: sulfation. The record is from RefSeq and is a predicted model, not a curated record. Gene Ontology annotation, cellular component: cytoplasm. Gene Ontology annotation, molecular function: sulfotransferase activity. The transcript has 6 exons. Lineage: Eukaryota; Metazoa; Chordata; Mammalia; Macroscelidea; Macroscelididae.
AUGGCCUUAAACAAGAUGAAGGACAUGAAAAUUUCCGAAAAGGAACGCCUAUCUAUGGACUAUGUGAAGGGGAUUCUUCAACCCACACCCACCUGUGAAAUCUGGGAUCAGAUAUGGAAUUUCCAAGCCAAGCCUGAUGAUUUACUUAUUUCUACCUAUCCUAAAGCAGGAACAACAUGGACUCAGGAGAUAGUGGACUUAAUACAAAAUAAAGGUGAUGUCGAGAAAAGUAAAAGAGCACCUACCCACAUACGAAUUCCCUUCAUCGAAUGGGUAAUACCAGGAAUAGGAUGUGGUUUGGAACAAGCUAAUGCAAUGCCCUCACCACGGACUCUGAAAACUCAUCUUCCCUUUGACCUGCUGCCUCCAUCGUUGCUAGAGAAAAACUGUAAGAUUAUCUAUGUAGCACGAAACCCCAAGGACAAUAUGGUAUCAUAUUACCAUUUCCAAAGAAUGAAUAAAGGACUUCCUGAUCCAGGAACUUGGGAAGAGUAUUUUGAGACUUUUCUGGCUGGGAAAGUGUGUUGGGGUUCAUGGUAUGACCAUGUGAAAGGAUGGUGGGAAGCCAAAGAUCAACAUCAAAUUCUCUACCUUUUCUAUGAGGAUAUGAAGAAGGACCCAAAGAAGGAAAUUCAGAAGUUAGUAGAAUUUAUUGGAAGCAAACUUGAUGAUGAAACUCUCAAUAAAAUUAUACAUCACACUUCAUUUGAUGUAAUGAAGGAGAAUCCAAUGGCAAACUAUUCAUCCGUUCCAGCAGAAUUUAUGGACCACUCCAUUUCUCCAUUCAUGAGAAAAGGGGCAGUGGGAGAUUGGAAGAACUACUUCACUGUAGCUCAGAAUGAAAGAUUUGAUGAAGAUUACAAGAAAAACAUGGCCAAUACCAGUCUAGUUUUCCAAUUCUAG